Oryzias melastigma (Indian medaka) is the source of this 1764-nucleotide messenger RNA. RefSeq names its product transmembrane protein 82 (gene tmem82). The record is from RefSeq and is a predicted model, not a curated record. NCBI's taxonomy places the organism in Eukaryota, Metazoa, Chordata, Actinopteri, Beloniformes, Adrianichthyidae. The transcript has 6 exons. Bases 112 to 1125 code for a protein of 337 amino acids.
GGCUCUGACUCAGCGCUCCGUGACCUUUGCUUUGAGAGCAGAGCGGCUCUCCUGAGAGCGGAGAGCACAAUGACCGGGCGGCUUUGAAACUGCCACGUUCACAAACUGAAGAUGUUUUCAUUCGUUAUGUCGCUUCUUCCAACAUCCUACUUCCUGCCAAGGUGGUUGACUCUGGACACAAGUCCCCUGGAUGGCUUUCUUCAAGGGCUGGUGGGAGCAUGCGGGACUUCAGUGCUGGUCUCCCUGCUGAGAGUCCAUUUCCUGUUGGAGGAGACCUGGAGAGCUAAAGAAGAUGACCGCUUAUCCGCCGCUCGUCUGAGGAGGAUUCAAAGUGGACUUCCUGGUCUGCUCUGGUUCUCUUUGGUCACUGGCAUCCUAGCUGUGGUGGGAUCCCGCGUGGCCUCGCUUGUGGUGCUUGAGUUUAGCCUUCGAGCCGUUUCCGGAUUGGUUACUGCUGGACAGGAACCCAGGACUUUCCUGCAGCAGCUGCUCUUGCAGAGCCAAUUCUCUGUGGGCUGUGCUCUUACCUGUAGUUUGCACUUCCUCCAUGAGGGGGCAGCCCAGCGCUGGCUGUGCCUGCUCCUGGCUGCAGCUCUCAGCUGGUUUCUGUCCCGGCAGGCUACAAAGCUUUGUCAUCAUGUCAGCGCUUUGUAUGAACUGCACAGCUCGCAGGGAUACUGUGGCGUCUGCAUUGGCCUGCUCACCUCAGGCAGCUCUCUGCUGCCCCUGGUGGCCAGGGCCACAUCCAUCACUUUCUUUGUGGCUGUGCUGGCAGCGGUAUCCAUCAUUAACAAACAGUUUCUGUCUGCAACCGAGGCACUGAGGUUUUGGACACCACUGACCAUCUGCUACACGCUGCUGGUUGUGUACAUGCAGGAGGAGCAGCAUCGUCUGCCGGGCAGCCAGGCUCUUCUCAACACUGUGGUGGUGCGUCUUGGGGGUUUGAUGGUCCUGAUGCUGACUGUAGGACAAUGGGCAGACGUGCUUCACAUCAUCAUGUGUUUUCUGGGUGAAGCUAGUUGUCUGGUUCCCACCAUGGACCUGCUGGAUGCAGCUUUCUUAGAGAAUGGAGAUUUCAGUGUGGAGAAAGACCAUCAGCGGAGACCACAGAGACGUCACAAGUAGUAUCAAUGCCUUUAUGAAUGUCACAAAAAAACCAUUUUAUUAAACAUGCUGAACUUGUACUGUGAUAAAGUAUGUUUUCUGAAGGUUUUAACAAUAUUGAAUAUCCGGUUUUCAUUUGUUCACACAACCAUUACAUUUCUGGAUGUAAGCUAACCUUUAUUUGUCUGUACUGUAGAUGCUUUAAGUUAACUGAAGAAUGUUUCUGCUCCAAAGGAUCUGGGAGUUUCCUCAGACUUGGUGGUCUGGUUUCCAUUAGCCUCAGCAUUUACAAUGUUCCAUUUUCACUGUAGAUAUUGACUGCAUAGAUCAGUGGUCGGCAACCUUUCACAGUAAAAGAGCCAUUUGGGCUUGUUUUCUACUGAUGCAAAACUAGAAGGAGCCACAUAGUCUUAUUUUGAUACUGUUGUGCAUUCAUUACAAUGUAUUUUUUAAUAAUAAAUAUGAAUUAUGCUUCUUUUAUGGCAUGAAUAAAAACGGAAAUAUAAAGGGAAAAUAGCAUUUUUUAUGUUUAUUAAGAAGCUCAUAUGAUUUCCUUUCAAAAUAAAAGAUGCCUUGUGCCAGACCGGAUCAUCCCAGUGCAGCUCUGGACAUAAGAUAAUAUGUGCUUCAAACUAAUAAAGGAUCAGAGUUUUUACCAAA